Molecule: messenger RNA, 1434 nt
Organism: Arabis nemorensis
Lineage: Eukaryota; Viridiplantae; Streptophyta; Magnoliopsida; Brassicales; Brassicaceae
Source: the annotation of a GenBank genome assembly
AUGGAGAGAGGGAACACGAUUGGACCUAUGCUCGUGAAAGCCAUUAGAGAAGCGACAGUGUCGAUCGUUUUGAUGUCGAAGAACUACGCUUCUUCGAGCUGGUGCUUAGAUGAAUUGGUUGAAAUCUUGAACUGCAAAGAUGCUUCAGGGCAGAUCGUGAUGCCGGUUUUUUACGAAGUUGAUCCCUCUGAUGUUCGGAAACAGAAGGGAGAUUUCGGGAUCGCAUUCCAGAGAAGCUGUCAAGGGAGAACAGAGGAAGACAAGCAGAGAUGGAGCAAAGCUCUGACUGAUGAAGCUGCGAUGCUCGAAAAGCUUUCGACAGAUGUCUCAAACAAACUGAAAGUGGAAUUGAUCAAGGAACAAUUUAGGAGUCUCGAUGUAGACCAUAGUGGCUUCAUAUCUGUACCAGACCUUCGAUAUGCCAUGGAAUCUAUUGGGGAGAAAAUAACCGAUGAUCAAGUUAAAGAAAUGAUCCGAGAAGUUGAUUUGGAUGGCGAUGGUCGCCUCAACUAUGAUGAAUUCACCAAAGUCAUGAUGGCUAAGAUGUCUGAUGAAGAACGUGCGAGGGCCAAAAAGUUUGCCACUGAUGUUACACUGUCAAAGGAGGCAGAGGAAGAAAUGAGGGCAUUGUUUAUGUUUGGAGAUAUAGACAAGAAUGGUUUCAUAACUGAAGCAGAGUUUCGAUAUGUCAUGACAAGAGAUGGGAGCAAAAUAACCGAUGAUGAAGUUAAAAAUGCCAUCCAAGGAGCUGAUGUUGAUGGCGAUGGUCGGCUCAGCUAUGAUGAAUUCGUCAAAGUAAUGAUUAAGAUGGCUGCGAUGGUCAAAAAUUUUUCCACAGAUGUUCCACUGUCAAAGGAGGAAGAGGAAGAAAUGAGGGGAAGGUUUAUGUCUGGCGAUGUAAACAAUGAUGGUUUCAUAACUGCAGAAGAGCUUCUAUAUGCGGUGACAAGAGAUGGGAGCAAAAUAACCGAUGAUGAUGCUAAAAAUGCCAUCCAAGCAGCUGAUGCUGAUGGCGAUGGUCGGCUCAGUUAUGAUGAAUUUGUCAAAUACAUGAUGGCCAUGAAGAUGAUUGAAGAAGCUGCCAUGGGCAAAAAUUUGGUCACAAAUGUUAAAUUGUCAAGCGAGGAUGAGAAAUCACUGAGGGAAUUCUUUAUGGGUUUCGAUGUAGACAAUGAUGGUUUCAUAACUGCAGCAGAGUUUCAACAUGUGUGGAAAAAUGAUGGGAAAAAAAAAACCGACGAGGAUGCAUAUAAGGAUGCUUGUCGUCUCAUCAAAAAAUAUGAUGUUGAUGGCGAUGGUCGGCUCAACUUUGAUGAAUUCGUCAAAGUCAUGAUCGCAAUGAGGGCUAAAGCUGCGAGGGUCGAAAAAGUUACCGCAUAUGUCUCGCAAAAGGUUAAUAGAUUCGUCAAAUUCGUGGUAAAAACCUUGGUCUGA